This is a messenger RNA of Purpureocillium lilacinum, 2247 nucleotides long. RefSeq lists its product as uncharacterized. Lineage: Eukaryota; Fungi; Ascomycota; Sordariomycetes; Hypocreales; Ophiocordycipitaceae. Gene Ontology annotation, molecular function: lipid binding. The record is from RefSeq and is a predicted model, not a curated record.
AUGUUGACGUGGUUUGGCCUGGUCAAGUCGCAUCGCCGCGAUGGCGAGCGCGAGCCCCUCCUACCGCAAUACAACGAUGAGACGGCGCGUGAGGCCCGGCUCCAUGAAAAGCUUCACACGUACCAGAUGCUACGGGCCAUGUCUCAAGGAUAUAUGCCGUCGAAUGAGCAAGUCGUCCUGCAGCUGCGAAGCCUGCUCUCCGCCGACAUCCUCAACCCGGACACCCAAGAGUUGAGCAGCUCUGGACGAGCUCUCACCUCUUCCACGAAGCUUUGGCUCACGCAGUUUAUCAAAGUUCUGCAGCACAAGAACAGCGAGGACCAGAUCCAGGAUUUCAUCUGGUACCUCAGCAAGGCGAGACUGGACAUUGACACCCGCGACCUGGGAGUCAAGGCUGCAGCGUCCAAGGCCAAGGCCGACGCGUCUGCCACGCUUGCAAGCCUGCGCACCGUUGGAUCCCUGCUGCUCACAAACUCGGACUUCCGCAUAUUUCUAGACGACCUUGGCACCGUUGGAAAGGAGGUCUUCCGGGAUACCGCCUUCACCUUAGCAGACGUCUCCAAGGAGGCCGGUCAGCAGCUGGCGCCCGCCACCGAAGCCACCGACGCCCUCAGCGCCCAGGGUGGGAGCACGCACACCGUGCCGUCGAACCAGGAUCUCGAGGACCAGGUGCAGGAGGUCGCGCAGGUUGUCUCGAGCGGCGCUGCAGAAGUCGCAAGCGAGGCCGGCCAUAGCCUGUCGGAGCAUGUCACUGGGAGUGAGGGGAAAGCGCUUGUCCAUCGCUUGAAGCAGACUGUCGUGCAAUUGAGAAAGCGCCGCGACUACUCGGAGUCGGUGUCGACUCUCGCGCUGCUCCUCCAGCGCUAUCUGGCAGCCUAUGCUCGUCUCGCGUCCGAUACCGUCCAGGCCGUCGAGGAGGAUGUGGGCACAAACGAGGAUGCGGACCUCGCCGUCCGCAACUUCUGGCGCUUCUUGACGUCCCUGGGAAACCAGGAGCGCUGGAAGCAAGUCGAAGCGUCCUUUGACAAGGUUGUCGAGGCCGGUCGAUCGGACCCCAACUUUGAGAAGAUGGUGCAGGAGAUCGCCACCUUGGUGCAGGAUAUGCUCACCGACCCAGAUUUCUUCGACAAUGCCGAACAGCGAUUCAAUGACCUGCGAAACAGGUCCAAGGAGACCACAUCGAGGUCAUCCAUUGCAGACAGCGUGGACGAGCUCCUCACCCACCUUCGCUUGGCUCUUCGCUCCGUCACCGAGGAUGAGGAUAUGCAAAAGUUGCUGCGUAUUUCGAAGAGAAUCGCGGCACUCCUUUCACCCCAGGGAAGCUACAAAAACGAUGACCUGGUCCAGGACUCGAUCAACACGUUCGUCCCGCUCGUCGUACAGGCCAUUCAAUAUGUGCCGAUCCCGCGCCUCGAGGUGUCCACGCCGGCCGUGGACCUACUGUUGGAGAACUUGAUUCUCGAACCAGGCCGGACCAUCAACCACAGCUCAUUUCUACCUUACCGACUUCAGAUCUCCACGCAAAACGACUUUGCUGUGCAAAAGGGCCUUUUCCGAACGACAUCCUCGAUGGCCUCCGUGGUGCGCGUCAAAAUCUCCGGCUUGUCCAUUGCGGCCGACGAUCUGGGGUAUUGGGUCAAGCUACACUCCGGGCUACUAAGGAUCAUGGACCAAGGGCUGGUCAGCUUUCACCUGGACGAGCGCGGCAUCGACAUCACCCUCGACAUUGAAAUUGGACGCAAUCGAAUCGAGGAGCUGGUGUCCCUGCGGAGCGUCAAGGUAGAUGUACACCACCUGAACUACAAGCUGAGCGACUCCAAGUUCUCGUGGAUCGCGUGGCUCCUCAAGCCACUGAUCAGACCCAUAGUGAGGAAGGCGCUGGAGUUGAAGGUGGCGGCGGCGAUCGAGCAGGGUUUACGGACGUUGAACCGGGAGCUGGUAUUUGCGCGAGAGCGGCUGCGCGCCACGCGCAUUGCCAACCCCAACGACCUCUGGACCUUUCUUCGGGCUGUCGCUGCUCGGCUCACCCCCGCACCGGACCCGGAUCUGGACGCGAGGGUCGGCGUACGCCCAGGGCGAGACGUGUUCCGGGGGCGCUACGCACCGGGCAGCCUCGUCAAGCUGUGGGACGACGAAGGACGGGACGCACCGCAGCGGGUGCUGGAGUACGAGAGGGGUGGGUGGCGCAAUGAGAUAUUUGACGUGAAGACGGUGGCAGCUGGCAGCAGGCGGGUUGCACAAGUGUGA